This is a messenger RNA of Ascochyta rabiei, 1161 nucleotides long. RefSeq names its product L-lactate dehydrogenase (cytochrome). Gene Ontology annotation, molecular function: oxidoreductase activity; FMN binding. The transcript has a single exon. Bases 1 to 1161 code for a protein of 386 amino acids. Lineage: Eukaryota; Fungi; Ascomycota; Dothideomycetes; Pleosporales; Didymellaceae. The record is from RefSeq and is a predicted model, not a curated record.
AUGCGCGUCUCAGCACUCGCCUUUGCGUCCGUAGCGCUAGCUGCACGACCCUUUCUCAACGAGCCUAACACAGGCAUUGAGGACCAGCUCGGCUCUAUCGUCCCCAAUGGCACGCUUGCGCCUCUCGAGAACAUUGUUGGCCUUCCCGACUUUGAAUGGGCAGCCCGCAGGUACAUGAACACCUCCUCAUACACAUACUACCGCAACGGUGCUGCUGGCGAGUGGUCGUACCGCAACAAUCUUGAGGUCUUUACACGCCACCGUCUCCGACCCCGCGUCCUAAACGACAUCACCAACGUUGCCGCUUCGCUGCCUACUACCCUGCUGGGUCACAAUUUCUCGGCGCCUUUCUUUAUCUCCCCAUGCGCUCGCGGCGGCUACGCCCAUCCUGACGGAGAGUUGAACUUCGUCAAGGGCGCUGCCGCUCGUGAUAUCCUGUACAUGCCAUCGCUCUACUCUUCCCAGAGUUUUGAUGCCAUCUAUGCUGAGGCCGCCAACACCACCCAGCCUCUCUUCCAGCAGGUUUACCUCACCAACAACCUGACUGAGACCCAAGCGCUCUUCACCAAGAUUGAGAAGACGGCCAAGGCCAAGGCCAUCAUUCUCACCGUCGACUCUCCAGGUGACGGCAUUCGCCACCGCGCAGCCCGCUACGGUGUCGGCUCCGCGGACAUCAACCUCAGUCUGCUGACCUGGGACUUGUACCGUCAGUUCUCGGAAAUGACUUCCCUUCCCAUCAUUCCCAAGGGUAUCCAGACUGUCGAAGACGCACAGGAGGCGAUCAAGAACGGCGCCAAGGCUAUCUUCCUCUCCAACCACGGUGGACGCCAACUUGACACUUCACCCUCGUCUCUCGAGAUCGCGCUCGAGAUCAACCGCGAGGACCCUGAUCUGUUCAAUCAGGUUGAGGUCUACGCUGACGGAGGCGUGAGGUAUGGUUCUGAUGUCCUCAAGCUUUUGGCUCUUGGCGUCAAAGCUGUCGGUCUGGGCAGGCCAUUCAUGUACAGCAAUGUCUACGGAGCUGAGGGUGUCGAGAAGGCCAUUGACAUUCUGAAAUACGAGCUUAUCAACGAUGCGGCGAACUUGGGUGUGGGUGACCUGAAGAAGAUUGGUCCUCAGUAUGUGGACUUCAAGAACAGCAUCAACAACUGGUACAGCUAG